Messenger RNA from Colletotrichum truncatum, 930 nucleotides. Its product is annotated as short chain dehydrogenase. Lineage: Eukaryota; Fungi; Ascomycota; Sordariomycetes; Glomerellales; Glomerellaceae. Gene Ontology annotation, molecular function: oxidoreductase activity. The record is from RefSeq and is a predicted model, not a curated record.
AUGGGCGCAACCAAGCAAGUCGCUCUGGUGGUGGGCGCAUCAAGAGGCAUUGGCCGUCAAAUCGCCAUAGACUUUGCAAAGAACGGUUAUGCCGUCGUUGUGGCCGCAAAGUCAACAAGUGACGCUUCCAAAACCACACCUUUCCCGCCAGACCCCAACUCGCAACAAUCAACCAUCAGCACAGUAGCCCGCGAGAUCCAGGAUGCCGGAGGCGACGCAACCCCGAUCGCCGUAGACGUUCGGGAUCCGGAUAGCGUCGCCCGGCUAGUGGAACAAACAAUCAAGAAAUAUUCUCGCCUUGAUGUUCUCGUCUAUAACUCGGGCGCAAUCUGGUGGGCUUCAAUCGAGGACACGCCCCCCAAACGAUUUCAGCUCAUGCAGCGCGUCAACCCGGAAGGUCUGUAUUUAACCCUCCACGCCUCGCUCCCGCACCUCAAGCGGGGAGGUAAGGGCCGCAUUGUGGUCGUCAGUCCGCCAAUCUACAGCCGCUUCUUCCGCGGCAAGACGGCGUACGCGAUGGGGAAAGUCGGCAUGAGCGUCCUCACCAAAGGUCUAGCCAUGGAUUUUGACCGGCAGGGCUUAUCUGAGAUGGCCAUUACCAGUAUCUGGCCAGCAGUGGCCAUUGAAUCCGCCGCAACACAGAAAUUCCAAGCCGCAAACCCAGAUGAGGCAAAGGACUUACGAAAGCCCACAAUCUUCUCUGACGCUGUGCUUGCAAUCGUGCGCGCCCCGGCCAGCGCAGUAAACGGCGAGCUCGUGUUGGAUGAAGACUUCCUACGGGAACACGCCGGCGUGACGGACUUUUCAAAGUACGCUCUCGUGCCGGGCUCGAAUCCGCGAAGGAUCAUGCCCGCCGAGCUGCCGAACUUAACCGUCAAGGAACAGGACGACGAGGGGAAACGUUAUAACAGUGCAAAGGCCAAGAUAUGA